CCUUCCACAAAACAUGGCAAGAAAGUGAAUGCCUGCUACUGUGAACCAUCUCCUCUCAGACAUUCAGUAGUGACUCUCCCAAAUCUGCUUGUAUUGUAGCAUACUUUUCAAUGAAAUCCCAUGAAAAAUUUGCAUUUAUUCUCAUAAAUUUGCUGAGAUUUUAACCACAGGAGUGAAGUAAGAGGCGGUUGUUAGGGAGGUGGUGAAGCUGGCGCCUGCUGCUUGCCAGAGCUUCUGCAGUUAAUAUCUUCAAUUAGUGCUGAUUACGGUGCUUAUCAACAACAGAUCUUGAAAUUUAUCGUUCGAGAUGCAAGAAGUUGCACAAACGCAUCCACCAACAUCUUCAUCACUCAGAUUCCCUAGGACCAGCGAGCUGGGCUCUAUUGAUUUCUUCUUAGAGAAUCUCCAGGAACUAGCAACUUCUGAGGCCGCUUCAGUUGCUUUUCCAAAGGAUCAAAUCCAAAUAAUCCAAGAAGAUCUUAUAUUCUUAAGAUCUCUUCUAGGGAAAAUUGUGAAGCAGCGCAACCAAAAUGGAAAAAUCCAAGCUCUUUGGGAUCGUAUUAUGGAGGUGGCCUACAAGGCAGAGUUAGUCAUCGACUCUGUUGCACUUGGGGAUAGACUUGAAUGUUUGGAUACUAUUGCUGGAGAUAUCAAGCAUAUGAAGACUGAGGCCCUUAAAGUCUCUGACAGCAUCAGGAAUGACGAUGAAGCUCAGAGAGUUGCCAACAACUCUAUUCACUUCAAAUCACAACUCAGUAGCCCAGCACUGAAUGAAGUUCUGGUGGGUCUUGAUGAAGAAGUAAAGACAAUUGCAGAUAGACUUACUAGGGGUUCAAACCAGCUAGAUAUUGUUUCAAUUGUGGGUAUGGCUGGACUUGGUAAGACAACAUUAGCCAACACAAUUUACCAUCACCCUUUAAUUUUAGGCCACUUCCAUUUCCGUGCUUGGUGUACUAUUUCCCAAGUAUACAGCAAGCAGAAUUUGUUAGUUCAAAUUUUGUCCAGUAUUGGUAGUGGAAGUCAUGAUCAAUAUAUUAAGAUGCAUGAAGAUGAUUUGGUUGUGAUGCUCUUCCAGCUUUUGAAGAGAAAUAGGUAUCUUAUCAUUUUGGAUGACGUGUGGGACAUUGAGGCAUGGAAUUUGUUGGAAAGAUCGUUGCCAAACGAUGCAAAUGGAAGCAGGAUUCUGUUCACCAGCAGGAUUGAGAAUUUGCCUUUGCAAUUUAAAUCUGAUAGUCAGCCUCACCAUCUCUGCCAUCUUAGUGAUAAAGAGUGUCUUGAAUUGCUUCUGAGGAAGAUAUUUGGCAAAGAAGAUUGUCCUCCAACACUAAUCAAAGUUUUAAUGCAAGUAGCAAAUAAGUGCAAGGGGCUACCUCACACAGUUGUCAUUUUUGCUGGAAUUCUUUCAAGAAUUGAGCCAGACUGCUGGCAAGAAUUUGCAGACAGCCUCAAUUCCAACACUUCUAAUAGCACUGAACCAUUGGAGCUGAGUUACAUUCAUUUACCUGAAUAUUUGAAGCCAUGCCUUCUUUACGUAGGUGCAUUUCGAGAAGACCAAGACAUUCCUGUCCGAAAGUUGUCAUGGCUUUGGAUCUCUGAAGGAUUUGUCCAAAAGAUAGAAGGGAAGAGUCUAGAUGAUGUGGCAGAAGACUACUUGAAAGAUUUGAUUGGUAGAAGUUUGGUAAUGGUAACCGAACAAAGAACUCUUGCUGGUGCCAAAAUUUGCCGACUUCAUGAUUUAGUACAUGAGUUUGUUGUGGCAAAGGCCAAAAAAGAAAGUUUUCUACAGAUUUCAUAUGGGAGUAAUGACCUUCUACAGAUUUCAAAUUGGGGUGAUGACCUUUCUACUUCUACUGGACCCAGCCCCCACCGACUGUGUAUGUAUUCCAUGAGCGGAAAGGAGCUUGCUAUGUCAAGGCCAUUUUUUCCUAGACUACGUUGUUUGCUCUACUUUGGUUAUGCUUGUAUGGGUUCAGAAAAGCUGCAUGAUGGCCCCAUUUGGUUUCUAAAAUCAAAACUUCUUAGAGUUUUAGAUUUUAGGGACAUGCGUGUUUCUGGCAAUUUUCCAGGCAAAUUAUUAUUGCUUGUGCACCUAAGAUACUUGGCAAUUAGCUUGUGGUAUUCAGCAUCCAUUCCAUCUGCCAUAGACAACCUCUCAAGGUUACAUACAUUUCUGGUAGGAGGCAAUGCUGUUGCUCAGUUGCCUAAUACUAUCUGGAACAUUAAGACACUGAGACAUCUAAGGAGAACAGAGUCUCCACAGUUUAGUGGUUCAACACUUGGACAUCAAAGGAAUAAAACAUUCCCGCCGAGUGGUUUUACGUUACCCACUCGCGACAUUGAAGACUCCCCAGAUCUAGAUCAUUUAGACUCUUUUAGCCUUGCAAUUAACUGCUUUGGUGAACAGUUGCAGAAGAUACUGAAGAAGUUACCAAGCAUUCGUAGGCUAAAAUGCGUGCAUGCAGAUGCUGGAAAUCAGACUGGGAUUGUCAAGCUAGACAGUUUGAGUCGACUAGAAUCACUUCAGCUGCAUCGCUUUUACGGCUGCAAGUUGGAAGUCCCAAUGAAUUUGAAAAAGCUCACUCUCUCACGCAAUAAAUGGCCGUGGAGUGAAAUUUCAACAAUUGGAAAAUUGCCCAAUCUUGAAGUGCUUAAAUUAGAAAAGAAGUCCUUCUUGGGGGAAAAAUGGGAAAUGCAAGAAGGGGAAUUCUCUAAGCUCCGAUUCUUGGAAUUGUCAAGAUUGAAUCUUUGCAACUGGACUGCCUAUAAUUCUGAUAAUUUUUCUCAUCUUGAGAAAUUGGUUUUAUAUAGCUGUCUACGGCUGGAAGAGGUCCCUCUUUGUUUAGGGGAAAGUUCUACCAUUGAAAUGAUUGAGGUGGAAUUUUGUCACAAGUCUCUCGUAAGUUAUGUAGAACAAAUUCAGCAAGAACAGAUGGAGAUGGGAAACCAGGAUUUGAUAGGCGGCACAAUUCUAUUUAUGCUGCAAAAUUGACAACCCUUUUAGGCUUUUGUGGCAUUAGUGCGGCAGAAAAGGAAAAAGCCGUUAUUAAGAACACUCUAAAUGACUGGGCUGUAAAUUAGUUUAUAUUUCCUGGGGCUAAAUAAAUUUUCCUGAGUAGAAAUUACUUGUCUUUCGGGAAUCUAUUUCCCGAGCAAAUAUUCCAUUUUCUCUCUCCCUUCUUCCCUUCUUUCACUGCCUCUUCCAUUUUCUCUCUUUACAGCCAGAAGAGCUCAAUCUGUAUCCCUACUCAAUUGUGUUUCUCCUCCAUUAUCUCUAGGAGUUCUCUGUUUCAUGAAAAGAAAGAAGGCUAGAUUUAAUCCCUAUUUGUGUUUUAAUCUCAAUUUUCUUCAUCAUUCAUAAAUUCCGGUCAAUAGCAGCAUCAUUUUUGAGGAUUUUACUGUCAAUCUCUCUUCAUUUCCAAGUCUUUGUGCAUAAAUUGAAGGAUCCAAACAUCACAGAGCUGGUUUCACUUCUCCAACACUGAAUUCCUAAUUAUCGCUGAGGAAUCUCUCUUAGGUGUUGCCAUUUAAAUGCGAGAUUCUUGCAAUUUUGGGAGGUUAUGGAUUGGCGGCAAUUGGAAAGUUUUUGGAAAUUUGAACUGUUGAAAAGGAAAUCCAUGUAGGUGCUUUCCUGGGGCAAUUGAGAAUUUAUAUAGCAAGUAUGGCAGGAAUUUCUAUGGAAUAUGAGAACUCCUUAUAUCUUCUGUUGACGGCAGUAAGUAGAGGAGUAGAUCCUCAUAUAUGGUCUGAUUUUUGCUGAGCAGAUGCUGAAUAUGUGGGGCUAUAAAAUGAAUUAGGUGCAUCUGGUUGAGUUUAUGUGGAUUGGACGGUUAAAAUGAAUUAAAUGCAUCUUGGCACUGGUGUCACAUGCAAAUUUACUGGAGUUGAAGGUCCAAUUCCUUCCUAGCUAGCUGAAGAUCUACUUAGCAUUUUUUUUUCUUGCAAAAUGGUAGGAGAAGGAAGCAGGGUACAAAGAGCAAGUUUACAAGGAAAGGAUUGUGAGGGCAUGCAAACAAUUCAUUUGAGGUGCAUGGUUGAUUUGUGAAGAUAUUCUUGAGGGAUGCAAAUGUAGAAAAUUUACUUUUGAAACCCAGGCAUUUGGAUAGAUGAAUUUUUUGCAAUGGAACUGAAUUUUUAAUUUGAUUUUGGCAGAUAGUAUUUCCUUUAUUGGAUGACAGCAAUGAAGCCUAUGGCGCUGAUUCCACUCAUUAGGAUAGUUUUACUUCUGUAGAGUGCUAUUCAUAUGUGUUGAAUCAGUUCAGUUGCAUUAGUAUUCAUGGUUCCUUGAAUUGAAUUUUUGUAGGUUCAGAAUUCUCGUGAUUGCAGUGACAACCAUGGUCAUGGCAUUGUCUGUCACACUAAUAUUCUCUCCAUGCUCUUCUUUUCCUCUUUAUCGAGUUGAUCUGGAAUAAUCUUAAGGGAAUAAUCUAUAUAUCAUCCGAAUUUCUGAAAUCUUCUGUUGCACUUAUCAGUUCCUUCUAUGUAUUGUAGUCAGAGUAAUAUAGAAAAUUGUAGAUGGCUUCUACUUGUCCCAUAGACACUAAAUGGCUCAUGGAAGGUAGUGAGGAAAAGGAAAGACUUUCCCUUGGAAUUUGUUUCUCACGUUUGGUUGCAGAGGUAAAGCAGCAGGGAAAAGGAAUCAAAGAAUUUGGUGAGGAGUUUGGAAGUAUAAUUUGCCUACAAUCCCUUUGCUCACUAAAAUGUGCGGAAACGAAGGAAUUGAUCAUCUGUUGCAGGUCGAAGCGCCCAUUUUAUUUCGAAUUAUAUAGGACUUCCACUGAGAUUUGGCAGUUUGGGAUUUGUGUCUGUGCAGGAAGCAACUGAAGGAGGCAUUCUGGAUCUUUUCUUUGGUCUGAAAUGUGAAGUAUUCGACAUGACUAGGAAGCAUAAAACAACUCUAAUGUUUCGAACUCAGCACAGUUCAUGGGCUGUGCUCUAGAGAGGCUUCAUUACUAUUGGUAAUUGUUCUUUUUUGGUUCAAAGUAUGUUGAUUUAGUCAGAAUCUUUCCUGCGAUGCUUUUGAGUAUAUUAUGCUCUUUCAUUUGAGUUCAUGUUUAUGAUCAGUUUGUGGUUGGAUUGAACACGGUUGAUAUAUUCUGUACAUGUACCAUGAUACUGACUGACAUAAGUGGUCUUGCAAACU
Molecule: messenger RNA, 5140 nt
Organism: Coffea arabica (coffee)
Lineage: Eukaryota; Viridiplantae; Streptophyta; Magnoliopsida; Gentianales; Rubiaceae
Source: RefSeq, a predicted model, not a curated record